GGGAUCUGAGCUCCGCAGUUUUUCCUCUGGAUUCGUCUGAGCUGUCCGCUGCGGACACAUCCUCCUCUUUGUGGAAGAGUUCAAGUCAUGCCCCCGCAGACAGCAUCCUCCCCAGGCCUUUUAGAGGAACUGACAUAAGUGAAGUCAUUUUUUUUUUUGUGGAAUGAAUGUCCGGAUUUUGAAUUCCAGUUUUCAAAUGAGGUUCAAAGACAAUGAUGGAGCUAAUGACUGAUACCCCUUUCUACGCCAUGAACACAUCAGACAUCACUGGAAGAAACAACUCCUUGUACGAAGAUGACGAAGAGUAUGACUACAAGGACGAGCACGCUGAGCUGAGACAGUCCCUCAACAUCAUGUCUCUCAUUGUUUACUGCCUGGCCUUUGUUCUCGGUGUGUUCGGGAAUGGAGUGGUUAUCUGGGUGACCGGGUUUAAGAUGAAGAAAACCGUUAACACCGUUUGGUUCCUCAAUCUCGCUGUGGCCGACUUCCUCUUCACAGCGUUCCUGCCCCUGAGCGUGACGUACACGGCAAUGGAUUUCCACUGGCCUUUUGGCAACUUCAUGUGCAAGGUGAACAGCACUGUGAGCUUUCUGAACAUGUUUGCCAGUGUCUACAUCCUGGUGGUGAUCAGUGUGGACAGAUGUGUGUCUGUGGUGUGGCCCGUCUGGGCCCAGAACCACCGAAGUGUACGCAAGGCAUCCUGCGUGAGUCUGGGUGUUUGGAUACUGGCUCUGAUUCUCAGCGCUCCAUACUUCAUCUUCAAGGACACUGGGCCAUCCUAUCACAAUGAAGACAUCAUCAACUGCUUCAACAACUUUGCCCUUUCUGACGACUAUGAAACGCCAUCAGUGAAUCAGCUGCGACAGUUUCGACAUCAGACCAUGACCAUCACCCGCUUCCUCCUGGGAUUCGUCGUCCCCUUCACUGUCAUCGUCUCCUGCUAUGCCGUCAUCAUCCAUCGUCUCAGGAGGAACCGCACCCUGGCCAGCCAAUCGAGUCGCCCCUUCAAGAUCAUCGCUGCCGUCAUCACCACUUUCUUCCUGUGCUGGGCGCCGUAUCACAUCAUGGCUCUAAUCGAGAUGGUUAAUCACACGGCGAUCCACUCGAGUGAAACAUUGGACCACGUCAUCACUAUCGGUGUCCCUAUAGCAACCAGCCUGGCCUUUCUCAACAGCUGCCUGAACCCACUGCUGUAUGUGUUCAUGGGCCAAGAUUUCAAGGAAAAAGUCCGCAAGUCCAUCCUGAACGUGUUGGAGACUGCCUUCCAGGAGGAAGUGUCUCGCUCAUAUACAUACACAAACUCAAUGGUCACCAGUCGGAGUAAAGAGAAGUCUGUGUCUGAUGCUGAGGUAUAAGGUUGAACAUGAUAUGGAUAAACAAAUACUCUAACUAUGUAUAACAUAUAUAACUGUAUAUAACAAAUACUUUUUUUGAAUAAUUCAUGGACCCUCAAGACAACCUGUAUAUAUGAUCUGAGAUUGGAAUAUUCCUUAUUAUUUGAUCGGUAUUUGUUUUAUGAUUUGCUAGCAGUCAGGUCUAAAGCAGAUAGCUCUCUCCUUAUGAAGCUGACACGUGGUGAUACUGAACAACAGGUUGUGUGAUGCUUUAGUGGGCUGAUGUAUUUUGAAAUGAUGGAAAAGUGAAAUGUUUCAAGGGACAAUAAAGUUUAUUUAUGUAAAAUAAGUGUCAUAAUCAGAGGGGAGUGAAUUCUUUCCAGAAAAAUGUAAGACAGAAUAGGAAGAAAAAUGCACACAUAUUACCGUUAUACACAUAAACACACACAGGCAGUCAAACUGAAUGACAUGUACAGUGCCAUUCAUUAUACAGUACUUUUGUUAGCUGCAACAUGACAGCUAUAAGGGAUGCACUGUGCCACUUUAUCGGAGACACUAAUUUCAGAUUAGGUAUUACAUUAGUUUAUAGCUAAAUUUGUGCAACACAAACACGACAGAGAUGUUGUAACAUGUGGUUGAUAAAAGGGAACGUUGUGUUUCUCAUCUGUCUCACAAACUCCAGUUUUUGAUUUUGAUGUCUUCAUCCGUAUGUUGCAUCAAAGACAGCAUGCAAUAAAACGAGGAGUUUAUUAGCCAUGAUCAGAGACUCUUUUUUAUCAUUAAAUACGCUGUCACAUGACCUACAAAACAUAGUAAUAAGGGACGUAUGGAAGAGGUUUAACUGAAAAUAGCAUCUACAGUGUUAAAUAGUGUUGGCUCAUCGCUGAGGAUUAUACAAUGUUCAUUUCCUAACUUUCCCCUCGUACCCAACCCACUGACGCCAUUACUUGUGUACAUGAUAAAAUAUAUUGACAGUGUGUGUGUGUGUGUGUGUGUGUGUGUGUGUGUGUGUGUGUGUGUGUGUGUGUCUGUGUGUGUGUGUGUGUGUGUGUGUGUGUGUUUUUAACGUUUCGUUUGAUCUUUUGAUCAUGGUUAGUUGUUUUUAGAAGGGAUACUUUAAUGUCUGUGCCCCCCACCCUGAGUACAUGCAUGUUGUGCGAACCUCUCAACUUUAUAAAUGCAUCGUGUCAGUUUACCUUCAUGAUGGACAAAAAUACAUAUACUCACAUUUCUGAAGCAAGAAUCAAUCAGUUCUCAAAGUUGUUGCAGAUUAAUUGAAUGGAAACAACUGUAACAGCACACUUUUCUAUGUCAUAAUCUGAACCUCUGUAUCAAAGAUCAAUUUUAAUGUAAACAGUGUAAAUGAUAAUUGUUUAUUUUUGCCUUUUUUAACCCUACGGUGGAGAACUCUUUUACAAGUCCAUAAACGAUGAUGAUGACUGUUAUUGUGAUUCUUGUUGUAUACCAUUAUUUCUAUUAUUAAAAUAUUAUUUAGACUUAA
Hippoglossus stenolepis (Pacific halibut) is the source of this 2835-nucleotide messenger RNA. Its product is annotated as chemerin-like receptor 1. The record is from RefSeq and is a predicted model, not a curated record. Gene Ontology annotation, cellular component: plasma membrane. The transcript has 3 exons. Gene Ontology annotation, biological process: positive regulation of cytosolic calcium ion concentration; inflammatory response; complement receptor mediated signaling pathway. The coding region runs from base 213 to 1355 and encodes 380 amino acids. Gene Ontology annotation, molecular function: complement receptor activity; G protein-coupled receptor activity. Lineage: Eukaryota; Metazoa; Chordata; Actinopteri; Pleuronectiformes; Pleuronectidae.